This is a messenger RNA of Macaca mulatta (Rhesus monkey), 2043 nucleotides long. It is a transcript of the gene TGIF1, whose product is annotated as TGFB induced factor homeobox 1. Gene Ontology annotation, biological process: regulation of DNA-templated transcription. NCBI's taxonomy places the organism in Eukaryota, Metazoa, Chordata, Mammalia, Primates, Cercopithecidae. The record is from RefSeq and is a predicted model, not a curated record. Gene Ontology annotation, molecular function: DNA binding.
UUAACUUGACACGUUUUUUUUAAAAGUUCGAUUUCUUUAAUUAUCAAAGCCAGUGUGAGACAGGAACCCAGCUGUAAUUUCUUUAAGCUUUUUCAUUAAUAGUUUUUCACCCAAAUUUCAAUAUGGGUUUGAAAGGCUCGUCAAUAGUGAAAGUAGUUUCAGUUUUAAAUGGGCAGUUUUUAAAAACUUCAAAAACUUAAAUCAUCAGAGGAGGGAAAUUUCAAAUACACAGCAGUUAAAACUUAGGAUUCUUGUGUGGUUUAUUUGUAGCUGUUUAUUAAGCCGCGAGCUAAAGUGAAUUUGCAAGAUCAUCCACCUCUUUGUUAGAACUUGCUUUACUUUGUCUGGAGAGUUCUGCCUUUUGUAGGAAUACCCUGCAGCACCUUCUGCCCCCUGCAGUCCAAAACUAAAAAUGUGUCACCAAGUCAGAGUCAAUUAUAAGGGUGGGAAAAAUUCCUUAAAAAAAAAAUGGUGUUUAGCUUAAGAGGAAUAUUCCAUUUUUAUUUCCUGUCAAGGUGAACUGGCUCAAUUAAGGUCAAGUCAUAUUUUCAACCAAAAUUACAUACUACAGAGGAAAGAAAGCAUACAAAGCUAAAAAUGCAUACCUUUACAUUUUUUGUUAUUGUAAUUACUUCCCCUAAUAUAGAAGUGCUGAUUUUUUUCAAGCAUGCCAUUGUUUGUAAUUCAUUUCUGUUUUUAAGAUUCUAGGUUGUCUACAAGCAAAAGAAUGUAUUUCUUUAGUCAUUCGGAGUAGCCUGCUGUAGUUUUUGAAAGGUAUUGUUGCAGCAUCUGGCAGUGAGACUGAGGAUGAGGACAGCAUGGACAUUCCCUUGGACCUUUCUUCAUCCGCUGGCUCAGGCAAGAGAAGGAGAAGGGGCAACCUACCCAAGGAGUCUGUGCAGAUUCUUCGGGAUUGGCUGUAUGAGCAUCGUUACAAUGCCUAUCCUUCCGAGCAAGAGAAAGCAUUGCUGUCCCAGCAAACACACCUGUCUACACUACAGGUCUGUAACUGGUUCAUCAACGCCCGCCGCAGGCUCCUCCCUGACAUGCUGAGAAAGGAUGGCAAAGAUCCAAAUCAGUUCACAAUUUCCCGCCGUGGGGCCAAGAUUUCUGACACGAGCUCUGUGGAGUCCGUGAUGGGCAUCAAAAACUUCAUGCCAGCUCUAGAGGAGACCCCUUUUCAUUCCUGUACAGCUGGGCCAAACCCAACCCUCGGGAGGCCACUGUCUCCUAAGCCGUCAUCCCCGGGAUCAGUUUUGGCUCGUCCAUCGGUGAUCUGCCAUACCACUGUGACUGCAUUGAAAGAUGGCCCUUUCUCCCUCUGCCAGCCAGUUGGUGUGGGACACAACACAGAUAUACAGCAGAUAGCGGCCAACAACUUUACAGACACCUCUCUCAUGUACCCAGAGGACACGUGUAAAUCUGGACCAAGUACAAAUACACAGAGUGGUCUUUUCAACACUCCUCCCCCUACUCCACCGGACCUCAACCAGGACUUUAGUGGAUUUCAGCUUCUAGUGGAUGUUGCACUCAAACGGGCUGCAGAGAUGGAGCUUCAGGCAAAACUUACAGCUUAACCCAUUUUCAAGCAAAACAGUUCUCAGAAAUGUCAUGAUUGCCGGGGUGAAGGCAAGAGAUGAAUUGCAUUAUUUUAUAUAUUUUUUAUUAAUAUUUGCACAUGGGAUUGCUAAAACAGCUUCCUGUUACUGAGAUGUCUUCAAUGGAAUACAGUCAUUCCAAGAACUAUAAACUCAAAGCUACUGUAGAAACAAAGGGUUUUCUUUUUUAAAUGUUUCUUGGUAGAUUAUUCAUAAUGUGAGAUGGUUCCCAAUAUCAUGUGAUUUUUUUUCCUCCCCUUACCCUUUUUUGUUAUUUUUUCAGACUGUGCAAUACUUAGAGAACCUAUAGCAUCUUCUCAUUCCCAUGUGGAACAGGAUGCCCACAUACUGUCUAAUUAAUAAAUUUUCAAUUUUUUUUCAAACAAGUAUGAAUCUAGUUGAUUGAUGCCUUUUUUUCAUGACAAUAAAGUAUUUUCUUUAAAAA